This is a messenger RNA of Mollisia scopiformis, 2800 nucleotides long. Its product is annotated as DUF1929-domain-containing protein. The coding region runs from base 189 to 2651 and encodes 820 amino acids. The record is from RefSeq and is a predicted model, not a curated record. NCBI's taxonomy places the organism in Eukaryota, Fungi, Ascomycota, Leotiomycetes, Helotiales, Mollisiaceae. The transcript has 7 exons.
GGGAUGACAUUGAGGACCCUGAAUAAGCUGUUCCUGGGCGAUACUUUUUGAUCCCUCCCUUCUUUUUCUCAAACUCAUAAUAUUCUUCAAGAACAAACAGUCGUUAUCCAUUCCUCUGUCGUUUCAAAUACUCCUGAUUUUAUUUUGCCCUCUCAUAACCUUUAACUCUCGUUUGCAAGAUUAUAGCCAUGGGUCUAAAGCUCGAGGCUGCGCUCAAAGCAUUGGCGGUUGCAUCAUGGUUCACAACGUCAUACGCCGGGAUCAUUGAACGCAGACAAACCCCGGUCUCAACAGGGUCCUGGACAUUCUAUGGCUGUCAAACAGAAGCUACCAAUGCCAGAGCUCUUGGCUCGAAAUCCACGGCAUAUGAUACAAUGACAGUAGAAUCGUGUGCCUCCGACUGUGCUGGCUAUACCUACUUCGGCGUAGAGUACGGACGAGAAUGCUAUUGUGGAAAUAGCUUUGCCGCCGGCUCAACAGCUGCUCCCUCGUCGGAUUGCAGUUUCGCUUGCGCAGGUAAUUCGGCCGAGAGAUGCGGUGCCGGGAAUCGGCUGUCCGUUUACAAAUUGGGCGCUGCUUCAGGUACAACGAGCAAGCCAGGUACAACAACGAGUAAGCCUGGGUCAACGACCUCGACCAAAGUUGCAACAACAACUACCACUGCCCAACCAGCGGGGCCUGGUCCUCAGAAAACGGGCUUACCGGCUGGUUGGGUAUAUUCUGGUUGCUUGCAGGACAACAUUGUUUCGAAGGAGGACGCGAAUGUGCAAAUUCCUGUCUUCCCCUACAAAGUUUGGGAUACGCAGACCAAUGAAGCAGUGUCUUGCAUUCAACGCUGUCAACAGUUUGGUUUUAAUGCUGCAGGACUAGAAUAUGCUUCUCAAUGCUUCUGUGGAGAUGUCCAAAACAUCAAUGUAGCGUCUGCUCCUGGCACUUCGACAGACCCCAGCAAGCCGCAACAGUAUACUUACAGCGCAAAGCCAGCUUCAUACGAUGACUCGCAAUGUAACGCCGCCUGUACGGGCAACAGUAACUACUAUUGCGGUUCAGGCAAUCGUCUCACGUGGUACACCUACACGACAUCUCCGGUGAAAUGGAGUUUCCCCACUGGCAAUUCCGCGGGAACAUAUUCCCUCCUCAUCGGUGGCGUUGUCGUGCCCCUCAUUACUUCUCAAGCCAUCACCGGCAAGGUGACCUUCGUCGAGAAGUCAGGCACAGGAGAACCCAAUGGGACUGGCGCUUAUGAGCUCGAUUUGACUCAGAUCUCUAACUUCAAUAAUGCUUGGAGAACCAUGGCAGGAUUGAAAACCGAUGUUUUCUGUGCCGCUGGACUUACACUUCCUGAUAAGGCCGGUCGACAAAUCACUGUCGGUGGGUGGUCUGGAGAGAGCAACUACGGAAUCAGACUGUACUGGCCAGAUGGCUCAGCUGGUGUGAAAGGACAAAACCAAUGGACCGAAGACCCCAACAACUUGCAGCUCUUGGUCCCAAGAUGGUACCCCUCGGCUAUGAUCAUGGCCAACGGUUCUAUUCUGGUCGUCGGUGGUGAAGUCGGACAGAAUGCAGCAGAGCAACCUAAUCUUGAAAUCCUCCCCAGAACAGGUGGUGGUACCGUGAACCUCGAUUUCCUCCAACGCACUGCUCCUUUCAAUCUAUACCCCUUUAUCAUGGUUGUGCCCACUGGGAUCUUCAUCCUGUACUACAACGAAGCUAGAAUUCUGGAUGAGAAGACCUUUGCUACGAUUAAGACUCUGCCGAAUAUGCCCGGAGCUGUCAAUGAUCCUACUGGAGGAAGGACAUACCAGUUGCAAGGUUCUAUGAUUGCGUUACCGCAAUAUGCGCCUUUCACCGAUCCGUUGAGUAUCAUGGCUUGUGGGGGCUCGACUCAGAAUGGCGGGUAUUCGAUUGAUAAUUGUGUGUCGACAACGCCGGAGGCUGCGAAUCCUGCUUGGACUAUUGAGAGAAUGCCCUCACGAAGAGUUAUGCCUUGUAUGGCUGGUCUCCCAGACGGCACUUAUCUCAUUGCAAAUGGUGGUCAACAUGGCGUAGCAGGAUUCGGUCUAGGAGGCUCUCCCAAUUACAAUGCCAUAAUCUAUGACCCCACGAAGCCCGUCAACCAACGCAUGUCCGUAAUGGCCAAUACAACCGUAGCUCGCCUCUACCACAGCGAAGCGAUCGUUCUCCUUGACGGCCGCGUGAUGAUUUCUGGCUCCGACCCUACAGGUGAUUACACCAACCCGGCCGGUUCCUUCCCAGAAGAGUAUCGGGUAGAAGUUUUCACACCACCUUACCUCCUCUCCGGCCUCGCUCGCCCAACCUUCACAAUAACCAACAAGGACUGGAAAUACGGCUCCGCCGUGACCUUCACUAGUUCCGUCUCCGGAAUAAAAGUAAGUCUGCUAGGCAGCGUGAGUUCGACGCAUGGAAAUAGCAUGGGGCAGAGAACGCUGUUUCCAGCUGUCACGUGUACGGGGACGAGUUGCACUGUUACGGCUCCGCCGAAUGCGCAUGUUUGUCCGCCAGGGUGGUAUAUGAUGUUUGUUCUUAAUGGCCCUACACCUUCGGUUGGGCAGUAUGUGAGGAUUGGUGGUGAUCCUGCUAGUCUUGGAAAUUGGCCGAAUUUAUCUGGGUUCUCGCUUCCUGGUGUUUGAAGGGUGGUGAUGAAUACUAAUGAGAUGACUGGAAAAGACAAGUUUCCUGAGCGGAGCAUAUUGAGGAUUCUGGAGAGCGUUGUGGUAAUGAAUGCCACGGUUGCACUUUGAGCUGAAAAUAAUUAAUGUCUAUUAUAUUUGUUAUUCAA